GGCCCCUCCGUGUCUCCGCCCCGCGGCGGGGCGGGGCUGCCGGUGCCAGGCCGGUCGGUACCGUGUGCGGCCUGGCCAGCGCGCCCGCGGAGGGCGGGCGGAUGCCUCACAGGACUGAGCUGUAUGAGGAUCCACCAUCAGCAUGCUGGCCUAUCGUCUAUUCUCCAGACUACAACAUCACCUUCAUGGGACUUGAGAAACUGCAUCCAUUUGAUGCAGGGAAAUGGGGAAAAGUAAUCAAUUUCCUGAAAGAAGAAAAGCUAAUUGCAGAUGACUUGAUUGUACAGGCACGGGAAGCCGCUGACGAAGAUCUCUUGGUUGUUCACACGAGGCGCUACCUUAAUAAGUUAAAGUGGUCGUUUGUUGUGGCUACAAUCACAGAGAUUCCACCAGUUGCCUUUCUGCCCAAUUUCAUUGUCCAGAGGAGAGUUCUGAGACCCCUGCGAACCCAGACAGGAGGAACAAUAAUGGCAGGAAAACUUGCUGUUGAUCAAGGUUGGGCAAUCAAUGUGGGGGGUGGUUUCCAUCACUGCUCAAGUGACAAAGGUGGAGGAUUUUGUGCAUAUGCUGAUAUCACCCUGGCUAUAAAGUUCUUGUUUGAAAGAGUCCAAGGGGUGUCCAAAGCCACAAUCAUUGAUCUGGAUGCUCACCAGGGGAACGGCCACGAGAGGGACUUCAUGGACGACCAUCGGGUCUACAUCCUGGAUGCCUACAACAGAUACAUCUACCCAGGGGAUGGCUUUGCUAAACGUGCCAUCAAACGCAAGGUGGAACUGGAGUGGGGUACAGAGGACACAGAAUACCUUCAGAAGGUGCACACUCACGUGGAAGGAGCCCUAAACGAAUUAAAGCCUGACAUCAUUGUGUAUAAUGCUGGGACUGAUGUUCUGGAUGGAGAUCCCCUGGGAGGACUUGCUGUUUCCCCUCAGGGCAUUGUGAAGAGAGAUGAAGUUGUGUUCAGGGCUGCCAGGAGCCGCAGAAUCCCCAUCCUGAUGGUGACAUCUGGAGGCUACCAGAAGAGGACAGCGCGGAUCAUUGCCGACUCCAUCCUCAACCUGCACAGCCUGGGGCUGAUCGACAAGGAGCUAGCAACCGGUGGGGCUGGAAACCCCAAGGUAGAGCAGAUGAUUAGAGAUUCUGCUAAAGACUUAUGCAACUUGUCACUGCAGUGACAAGGUCCUGGAUUUUAGGGAACAGCUUCCUGGGUUAGGAGCAGGAAGUCUCCGCAUUGUUACCGGGGUUAGCAGAACAUCCUUCAAAGGCUCAGCAUGCCUGUAAAACACCACAGUAGGGAUCAUGAGCAGCGUCUAACUCCUGGAGCAAAGCAACAAAUCCUCUUAAGCUCAUUGAGACCUUUCCUCACAGCUGCUGCCUUUUGGCUUCUAACAUCACUGUCAAAAGCUUGACCUGCUUCUUUCAUUGCUAGGGGUACUCCAUGAUGUGGAAAGAACUGUGCCCAAAGACUGCCCAGGCUUCCUUCAGAUGAUGCCGUUUGGACUGUGGUGGGAGAAAUAGGAACUAAGCCUACUGGCAUCUUGUGCUGUUUGGUUGGGGGUUUUUAGCUGCUGCAUUGUAUUUGUUGCCUUUUAAAUGGAAAUGUUGUUAGAAAAGGCGUUCUGGGCAGGCUUCACCUCUUGGUUUAACACUCAAGUGAAGUGCAAUAGUAUCAAACCAGUUCAGCUGGGAAGCUUUCAAACCACAGCCUAUGACAACAAGAGAUCAUUAAUUUCUGGUUUCCGGCUUUUGUUGGUAGUGACUUAAAUGCUCUUUAUAAACACCCUGAGAAGUAAACUAGGAAAUGCCCUUGGCUGGGUGUGAAAAUGAGGCAGGAGGGCUCAGCAUUAGCACUCUGGGCUUUGUCUCUCCUGAAAUGAGGCCUGCCAUGUGAAACACCAAUGGUUACUAUGCAUUGUAGAUCACAGAGAAGCUACAACAAAGUCAAAGCUAAUUUCAGAGUUCUGCAAGUCCUUGCAGGAAAUCUUCAGUAGAAGCCUAGGGUAUCUUUCAUUGUUGUCAGCUUGUCAGCUACAG
This is a messenger RNA of Dryobates pubescens (Downy woodpecker), 2031 nucleotides long. RefSeq names its product histone deacetylase 11 (gene HDAC11). The record is from RefSeq and is a predicted model, not a curated record. Lineage: Eukaryota; Metazoa; Chordata; Aves; Piciformes; Picidae. The transcript has 10 exons. Bases 102 to 1172 code for a protein of 356 amino acids. Gene Ontology annotation, molecular function: histone deacetylase activity.